UAGAGCCGAACGUGCGCCGCAGCUCGCGCCGGCAGCGAUCGAGUGUGCAUUCGUUACUUCGCGAUCGAUAUUGUGAACUUGGUGCAGUCGGUGAAGAUACGUGCGUGCAUUUGAAGUGAAAGGAUAAUUGCCAAAACUGAGAUGCUCGUGACUUUUGAACUAAAGUGCUAGCCGAUUGCAUAUUCAGAAAGAUGAAUUGAUCCACUGUUUUACAGGUCCUAAAAGAUGGGUGCGCCAGCAUGGGGCUCGCGCGGCGGCGGCGACCGGCCGCGACUCCUGCGCAUGACGCCGCUGAGGCACAGCUUCGCCGCGCCCGCGUCCCCGCCCGCGCCGCCCGCCCGCACACACGACUACGCCUCCGAUGCGGACACUAACAAGAAAGAGGACAGCUGGAACGCAAACCUGUCACAAAGAUGGAGGAAACUACGGCGCAGAUGUUCCAGAUUACGCCCUGGUUCGGGAAACCGUGAACCGAGCCCUGUACGAUGCUCGCCUUCGCCGCCUAGACCACCACCCCACUGCUCCCCCGCCCCACCGUCGAAACUGUCUUUCAGACACCGAGGAAAAGUAUACACGACAGCAUCCCUCCGCGUUACCAGUGGUGCACCUGAUUUAUUAAGAGCCCUCGGAAAACUAGGUGGAGGGCUGAGGAGGCGAGCGUUAUCAGCGCACGACGUGCUAGCACCGCCCCAGCAGCAGCCAGCUACAUUCUAUGUUCCUAGCCCGACAGCUGUCCGACAGCCAGCAUCACCUUCUCCACCUCGACAAUCUGCAACAUUGAGGAGGCGAUGUAGCUCCCCAAACGUCUACAGAGCGAAUAAAGGUUCUCCUGCGCCUAGGGAGCGGACGCCUUUGAUAAAUCAAGAAGAUGAAAGUAGAGACGUUGUUGAUUUCACAUACGUCCCUGAAAGGAGGAAGAAUAGCAGCGAAGGGAGGAGCAGGAGGCCGUAUAGUGAGAACGUAGAGUUAGAUGUGCCAGUUUAUAGAAAUGGUUACAGCCGCCUUUCAUCAGAAGCGUCGCAGCGGCUGUGGGAAGAGCCGUACCGACUACCUCGCGUGCAGGCUCGACAGGAGCCGAUGCAACAGUUACGCAACUGUGUAGCGGAGCUUCGCGUGAGUGCAACGCCAAGAUCUGCACGACCGCCGCCUGCGCCGCCGUCAACGACCCAGAAUAAGCGACCCCCGGCACCUGAGCCGAGAGACUCUCACACGUUUGAGGUUCGAUUUACUAAGUCAGCUGGCGGCAAGGGGCUUGGGUUCAGCAUAGUUGGAGGACGCGAUUCUCCACGAGGUGACAUGGGCAUCUUCGUAAAGACUAUAUUCAACAAUGGGCAGGCAGCUGAAUCAGGAUUACUGAGAGAAGGUGACGAGAUCGUGUCAGUGAACGGUCGUGGCACUGCAGGCCUGACACACGGUGAGGCCAUCAGGCUAUUCAAGGACGUACGCGCUGGCCCAGUGCUGCUCAGAGUGGCUCGGAGGUCUCCUGCGCGCUGACUGCCCUGCGCCUGCUGCGGUCAAACCGCGCAGGCGCCUAACUACUCCACUUUGUAACCAUUAAAAUGUAACACGACAUAUUUAACGCGUUCAAUGAAGCCAAGGAUUGGCAGUCGAGACAGUGCCACCAUUUUGAAAUGGCUUAAAAAGUAAUUAAGGUGUGCUCUUGAUAUUAAUGCAACAUAAGGUUGUAUAAAGUUAUGGCGGUAUUAGGAGAAACAUUGCCUUUUCUGUAAAACAUUAGGUAAAUAAUUUUCGUGUUCGAGUAUGAUAGUCCACUACAUAAUUUAGUGGUCGUUUUACCUGAUCGAUCACACAUGAAUGACCAAAACUACAACUAGAUUACCCGCUCCGAUAGUAAAAUAUUUAAUGGUCAAAGACUAUGAAUGUAAAGAGAAAAACAGAUAUCAUCCAUUGAAAAGGUUAGUUCACCUCUGCCUCAUAGAAAACACAGUAACCGAAAAGAAAUAUUUACUUACCUACUUAAGAUCUGUAUGUAGCUUUUCUCGUCUUUUAGACGACGACUAAACUUAUAUCAAGUGUAACAAAUAAUAUAGUGCCAAAGAUUCUAAAAAAAUGGUAACACUACUAAAUCUAACUAAAAAAGAAAUAUGUACCUAUCAAAGAGCAGGAUGAAAAUAUAAGGAAAUGACAUACCUAUUUGACAAAAUUAAAAUUAGUCUGUGAUAUGAAGAUUCAAAAACAAUGAAAAUGUAUAGAUUUUGAUAAGAAUGAAUAUGUACGAGACUAAUUCGUCGGUAUUUAUUAGAUAUAUUCGUAGCUUUAGUCUGAAAUGUAGAGAUAAAUGUAACAUUAUUAUAUUUCAUAGUUUAUUGUAUUUUUAUAUGAUGUAUGUACGGUUUGACUAAUAUCUGCCUUUAAUAAGUCCACGCAAUAAUUAAGUAUUUCAAGUAGAAACACAUUUGAAAUAUUGUCAAUAUUUUUUGAUUCAGUAUUGAAAUAUGUACCUAGUUAUACAGAAAGUAACUCAUCUGAUUAUUAUCUAUUGAACUAAAUACUAACUAUUUCAAAAUUAAUAAAAUUGAGAACAAGAUAGGUAAGCUGGAAUAUAAUUUCCUAAAGAACCUUCCAAGUUGCAAAUAAGAAUGCACAAUGUUCCACCAAGAUGAUGAAACAGAAUCUUACUGGCUCCCGGGCCCAACUAUUUACUAUUUCAUCAUAAAUAUUUGGUCUAUUCUCAAAUGGGAAUAUUUCCUUUACAACACUUAUUUGAUAACUUAGCACAACAAUAUAAAAAGGCAAAUCAAACAACCAAAAAUCUAAAAAGACCUAUUUUUAUACUAUAACUGAGAAAAAAUAAUGGCAACUACUUUACUAAAUUUUAACUAAAAUUUUGAAACAAAACUAUUUUCGGAAGACAUUAUUAUAAAUUUUGCAAAGAAAUGUGAUAAUUAAAGGCAAAGUGAAUGCGGUCCAACAAUGUGAGUGUAAGAAUUCAUCAGUAAGAAAUAUUUUUUGCAUAGUUUUGAAAGAAAACUAGUUAAAGGGCUGGAAAAACUCAAGUUUCUCAGUCCAAUUAAAAAAAUACGUAUGUCAUGAUAAAUGAUGUAAGUAACAUACCUAUCAUUAAAAUAGUGCUGUCAUCGUAUCUUUAAAUGAUUUGAGUUACAUUAAGGACAUGUUCUACGAAAUAUA
Ostrinia nubilalis (European corn borer) is the source of this 3150-nucleotide messenger RNA. RefSeq names its product serine/arginine repetitive matrix protein 1-like. The transcript has 5 exons. The coding region runs from base 226 to 1494 and encodes 422 amino acids. Gene Ontology annotation, molecular function: protein binding. The record is from RefSeq and is a predicted model, not a curated record. Lineage: Eukaryota; Metazoa; Arthropoda; Insecta; Lepidoptera; Crambidae.